AUGGCCGCAAGAGAAUGCAGAAAAACGUGUGGAUAUUGCGGAGGUGCUCGCAACAACUUGGAAACAGUCACUUCAUCGAAUUCAUCAUUUGAAGACGAAGAAGGCGAAGUGAUGGACCGUAACCAAACAUCCACCUCCGAAUCAAUUGAUGAUCGCUUGCAUAACACUCCGACCGAAGCAACCAAAACCGAGCAAAAAGAAAGACGAAAAAGAAAGCGAACCGAAGCUCCCAGAAAAAGAGGAAGAAAAGGACGAUGUAAGUUAAAAUGGAUGAAAUUUAAAUGA
Anisakis simplex (herring worm) is the source of this 285-nucleotide messenger RNA. Lineage: Eukaryota; Metazoa; Nematoda; Chromadorea; Rhabditida; Anisakidae. The record is from the annotation of a GenBank genome assembly.